This is a messenger RNA of Folsomia candida, 4366 nucleotides long. RefSeq names its product xanthine dehydrogenase/oxidase. The transcript is spliced from 30 exons. Bases 253 to 4206 code for a protein of 1317 amino acids. Gene Ontology annotation, molecular function: 2 iron, 2 sulfur cluster binding; FAD binding; oxidoreductase activity. The record is from RefSeq and is a predicted model, not a curated record. Lineage: Eukaryota; Metazoa; Arthropoda; Collembola; Entomobryomorpha; Isotomidae.
CUUGGUACAAAUGGACCACUAGUGAGUCACUCGCAGUGACUGGCAAGAUUUGACAUUUCCAGUGUUACCGAAGGUUUGUUUUGAGCAUCAUCUAAAUAUUGUGCAGAGACAGGUCUUGAAUGCUGCCAGCAUUACUUGAUUUGCAAUACAUAUAGAUCACGCGGAUUCUGAACUGUAGAUAAACAUUGAUAAUUUCAGACUUCUUAUCUGCACUUUUCAUCUAGUUCUUUUGAAUUUCCUGACUGUUCAACCAUGGGGAAAGGAUCUGGAUCAAAUGCGAGUACCAUCAGUUUCACCAUAAAUGGAAAAGAAUAUCAUGUUGACGCCAACACGGCAAACAUCAACUCGGAGACCAUGUUGGUGGACUUUAUCCGAGACCAUGCAAAUUUAAAGGGGACAAAAGUAAUGUGUCGGGAAGGUGGCUGUGGCGCAUGCGUUGUUACCGUCCGAACAAAGGACGCCGCCAUUGGGGCUGAUGUCACAAAGGGAAUAAAUUCUUGCAUCACUCCAGUUUACAGCUGCCAAGGUUGGGAUAUAUCAACGGUUGAAGAUCUUGGGAACAAAGACGAUGGAUACGACGUCAUUCAAAAUCGUUUGGUCAACUUUCACGGAACACAAUGUGGUUACUGUACUCCUGGGAUGAUUAUGAGCAUGAACAGCCUGCGAGAAUCAAAGAAAGACGGUUUAGUAACAGUUAAAGAGGUUGAAGAUAACUUUGACGGAAACAUUUGUCGAUGUACUGGCUAUCGACCUAUUCUGGACGCUUUCAAGUCUCUCGCAGUCGAUGCGCCGGAAGAUUUGAAGCGGAAAUGUGACGAUAUUGAAGAUUGUGCUUCAUGCCCAUGCCCCAUGAGACAAGGUCUCGGACGCAAGUGUGACAAAGCUAAAACCAAAGAAAACUCCACGCUCGUAUUAGCAAAUGGAUCAGUGUGGACCACAGCCGUUGAUUUAAAAGCCGUGUUUCAAGCAAUCCAACGAUCAAACUCUGAUGGUAAAAAAUUGAGAUUUGUCGCUGGGAACACUGCAACUGGUGUUUACAAACACGAAGGUCCAUACUCUUCUUACAUCGAGAUAAAUGGAAUCCCAGAGUUGAAACAGAAAAAAGUUGACUCGUCCGAAGUCCUUUUAGGAGGAGGAGUAACUUUGGCGGAUGCGAUUGAAUUUUUAGGCGACAUUUCUAAAACCAAGUCUGGAUUUGAAUAUAUGGCACACAUCAGCACCCACCUGGAAAGAGUUGCUAAUGCUCCCGUUCGAAAUAAUGCAACAAUUGCUGGGAAUUUGAUGAUCAAACACGCUCAUCGCGAGUUUCCAUCUGACGUCUUUGUUCUGCUGGAGACAGCCGGAGCAAAACUAACCAUCGCAUCAAGUGUUACCGAAAUGAAGGUACUCACUAUGACGGAUUUUCUAAAGGCGGAUAUGAGGGACAAACUCAUUUUGUCUGUGCAUUUUCCACAACGGAGUACCAACUACCAUUUCAGAUCAUUUAAAAUAACAAGACGAUACCAAAAUGCGCACGCUUACGUAAACGCAGGAUUUCUUGUCAAAGUUGAGGAUGGAAAGAUUGUAGAACAACCUCGAAUUGUUUACGGCGGAAUCAAUCCAGAAUUCGUGCAUGCAACUGCUACAGAGGAAUUUUUAUCAAAAAACACGGACAUUGGAAGCAUGCAAGUGUUGCAAAACGCUUUCCAAAUCCUGGAUAAAGAGGUUAAUCCGGAUUUCCAUCCUCCUGAAGCAAGUCCAGAGUAUAGAAAGUCUUUAACUCAGUCUCUGUUGUAUAAGACGAUUUUGGGAAUCAUGUCUGGGAAAGCGAGUCAGCACAUAAAAAGUGGGGGAUCAGAUAUCCCAAGAUCAAUAAGCAAAGGGACUCAAGUUUUCGAGGCCGAUAAGUCUGAUUCCAGACUUUAUAAAGCCAUGCCAAAAUAUGAAGGAGCUUGGCAAGCCUCAGGAGAAGCAGAAUACACCACCGACAUACCGAAACGGCCAGAUGAGUUAUUUGGCGUUUUCAUCCUCAGUACUAUUGGUUCAGGCACCCUCAAGAGUAUCGACGCCACUGAAGCAUUAGCUAUGCCAGGGGUUGUUCGGCUUAUUACGGCAAAAGAUGUCAAAGGGAAAAACAAUUACCAGGAAUAUUUCUUUUUCCCCAUAGUUAAACCCCAACCGGUUUUUGUGAACGUGGGUGACGAAAUUUCCUACCACGGUCAAUCAAUUGCACUCCUUUUAGCGGAAAACCGACAAAUAGCCGUGGAGGCAAGUAGAAAGGUGAAAGUUGCAUACGAAGGGGCAACGAAACCGGUCGUGGAUAUGAUGGAAGCCUUGAAAAAUGUGGAGGCUGCUGGUCUUCUGCCAAAGCAUUUUAUUGGCACAUUUAGCAGCGAGGGUGACCCGAGCGUCAAGGUGAACCACACCCUCGCUGGAGAUAUGAACAUUGGAUCGCAGUACCAUUUCUAUAUGGAGACCUUAAAUUGUCUUUGCAUACCACGUGAGGAUGGAAUCGACAUGCACAUUCCUACGCAGUGGAUGGAUCAUACUCAAAAUAACCUUUCUAAGGUACUUGGAAUUCCUUGCAGCAGCAUAAACAUCGACGUUAAAAGAAUAGGGGGUGGUUUUGGGGGAAAAAUAACCCAGCCUGCCCACAUCGCUGCUGCCGCUGCCGUUGCUGCCACCACAGUUCGUCACCCAGUUAGAAUUGCGUUGGAUAUCGAAACCAAUAUGAAGAUGUUGGGACGACGACUCCCAUUUUAUAUGAAAUACGAAGUGGGGUUUAAUGAUGUUGGGAAAAUUGGAAGCUUAAAGACGGAAAUUUUUUGUGAUGCUGGCUUUUCAGGAAAUGAAUCAAACUCACUUUUUGCAGUCAUUCAUUUACAAAAUGCAUACAAGGCAUUGGGCUGGGAAGUUAAACCAGGUUUUGUGAUGACAAAUACAGCAUCAAACACGAGCGUUCGGGCGCCAGGAUCCGUGAAAGGGGUGGCUUUGAUUGAAAAUAUCAUGGAACACAUUGCAUUUUACUUAAAGAAAGAUUCCCUCGAUGUUCGUAAAUUGAACUUUAUUGAAAAAGGAGACCAUUUUCUUCCAACAUUUUUCGGAGGAGGCAAUUUUGAAGAAGAUAAUCAGAUACCUCGACUAAUUGAAGAGAUAAAGAAAUCUGGAGAUUAUGAAAACCGAAAACAGUUUGUGGAAACUUUUAAUAAGGAGAAUCGAUGGAAAAAGCGAGGCCUCUCUUUGAUUCCUAUCCGGUAUCAUGUGGGGUUCGAGUUUGGGUGCAAUUUGCCUGCCAUGAUAGCCAUUUAUCAUUUUGAUGGAACAGUGUCUUGCACUCAUGCAGGGAUAGAGAUGGGUCAGGGCCUUCAAACAAAGGUAAGAAUAAAUUCUACAGCUAGUGUUACAUUAGUAGCAAAAAUAACUCAAAUGUUAUGUCUCGAGGUUCUACAAACCAUCGCACAAUGUUUCCAAAUCCCAAUGGAUAAAAUCAAGCUGAAGUCCACAAACAAUUUCAUUGGAGCUAAUGCUUUUCCUAGUGGGGGUUCUGUAGCCUCCGAACUUUGCUGUUUUGCUGCCAUGCGAGCCUGUGAAACGAUUAAAGACAGGUUGAAGCCAAUUUUGGAAAAACUUGAAAAUCCAAGCUGGGAAAAAUUAAUUGCUGCAGCUUAUCAGGCCAAAAUUGACUUGACAGCUUCUUACACACCUGGACCCAAGGACGAUUUGAAGGGAUAUCAAGUUUGGGCGCUGGGACUCGCGGAAGUUGAAAUUGACGUCCUCACUGGAGAAUACAAGGUUGUUCGAACCGAUUUGAUUGAAGAUGCUGGAAAGAGUUUGAGCCCCGGCGUGGAUUUAGGUCAAAUUGAAGGUGGCUACAUUUUCGGACAGGGCUUCUGGACUACGGAGCGAAUUGUGCAUUGCAAAGAAACGGGAGAGUUAUUGACCAAUCGAACUUGGGAUUACAAACCUCCAGAAACAAAAGAUAUUCCGGAGGAUUUUAGAAUUUCGCUAUUGAAGGACGCUCCUAAUCCUUAUGGAAUUUUGCGGUCAAAGGCGACCGGGGAGCCGAUCCUUUGUGCCACGGUGGCAGUAUACUUUGCCUUGCGAAAUGCAAUCACUGCAGCACGCGCAGAUAAAGGAAACACGGAGUGGUUCAAGUUGGACUCACCAAUUACACCAGAGGAUGUUUACCAUCAUUGCUUGACCACUCCCACGGAUUUCAAAUUUUAAUAAAGAUACUGUGCAAGAAAUUAUAAGUACUAUUGGUUCGAGAAAGGGUAUAACAAUGUUAUUUGAAUCAUAUGUACAUAUUAUGGAUGUGGGGUUUAUUUUAUUCUAAACUAUAAUCAAAACUGUCAACUUAUAACAAUAAACAAUUUUACGUGGCCAA